Messenger RNA from Fonsecaea erecta, 828 nucleotides. RefSeq lists its product as hypothetical. The transcript has 3 exons. The coding region runs from base 1 to 828 and encodes 275 amino acids. Gene Ontology annotation, cellular component: Golgi membrane. The record is from RefSeq and is a predicted model, not a curated record. NCBI's taxonomy places the organism in Eukaryota, Fungi, Ascomycota, Eurotiomycetes, Chaetothyriales, Herpotrichiellaceae.
AUGAGUAGUCCCCGAAUUACCACUCCGCGUCAAUAUGGCGGGGCACAUUUUGGCGCCACCGCAGGGGGUUCCGAUAUUCGUAUGCCUCGAUUCUUCAAGCGGCUCUUCAAGUUUCCGCAGAUGGACUUUGAGAUGGCCGUGUGGGAGAUGACACAUCUCCUCAUUGCUCCGAAGAAAGUCUUCAAGUCCAUCUACUACCACAAACAGACGAGAAACACCUGGCACCGACCUGAUCCGUCCUUCACCUACCUGUUGUCCUUCUUCCUCCUACUCACCUCGUUCGCCUGGUCGCUCGCUUACACGCCGUCAUUUGCCUCGGUCGUCAAGCUGGCCUUGAUGUUUGUCGUCAUUCAUUUCCUGGCAGGGUCUCUACUGCUAGCAACGCUGGCGUAUUAUGUCGUUGGCCGACUCUUGGGGCCUGGAAUCGCUGGCCUACCAGGUCGAAGGCGUCAACAAGGACUGUUCGGCCCUCCAGGGGGGUCAAGAAGAGCUGAAGUUCUGGAGUUCGGAUACUGCUUCGAUGUGUCGAUACGGGCAUUUUUUCCGCCAUACGUGUUACUUUACAUUGUCCAAUACGUCCUCAUGCCUGUCAUCAACCAUCAAAACCACGCAUCAACCUUCUUCGCUAAUUUGCUUUACCUUGCGGCGGGGCUGUAUUGGAGCCUAAUCACCUUUCUGGGAUACAACGCACUGCAUUUUCUACACCACACACAGCUUCUGCUCUCGCCCAUGCUAGCAUGGAUUGUGAUAUGGCUGGUCUGUACGAUUCUGAACAUCAAUCUUACGACAUUGGGGACAAGAUGGUUGUUUCUGGGCGUCAAGAGCUGA